Penicillium odoratum is the source of this 951-nucleotide messenger RNA. RefSeq lists its product as uncharacterized. The transcript has 6 exons. Gene Ontology annotation, biological process: lipid metabolic process. Lineage: Eukaryota; Fungi; Ascomycota; Eurotiomycetes; Eurotiales; Aspergillaceae. The record is from RefSeq and is a predicted model, not a curated record. Bases 1 to 951 code for a protein of 316 amino acids. Gene Ontology annotation, molecular function: phosphoric diester hydrolase activity.
AUGGUCUAUUCCUCGGUGUUGGUCACGGCCGCGGCCCUGGCUUUGGCUGCCGGUCCGGAUCCGGUUACCGGGACCAUUACCUCCAGCCUCCAAAACAUAUUGGAGAACACCCAUGGUGGCAACGAAUAUCAUUAUCCAACAGAUAUUACCCGAGAUAUUCUACCAAUUCCCGUUCAUUCCCACAAUGACUAUUGGCGCCAAGAGCCAUUCUGGACGGGCUUGUCAAAAGGCUGUACUUCAACUGAAGCAGAUGUUUGGCUGUACAAUGGUACGCUAUAUGUUGGUCAUGAUCAAUCUGCCCUGACAAAGGACCGCACACUUGAAAGCCUCUAUAUCAAUCCAAUCCUCGAUGUCUUAAAUCGCCAAAACCCAGGAAGUCCAUUUGUGACUGAACCCACAAAAAAUGGUGUUUGGGAUACCACUCCAGAUCAAACACUUUACUUCUUCAUUGAUGUGAAGACCUCUGGACCUGAGACCUUUAAGGCCGUUAUUGAAGCUUUGCAACCGUUCAGAGAAAAAGGCUAUCUUUCUAAAGUCGAGGGCAAAAACGUGACUUAUGGACCGGUCACCAUUAUUGGGACUGGUGAAACUCCCCUUGAAAUGGUGACUUCUGCAUCCGAACGCGACUACUUCUUCGAUGCUCCUCUUGCAAAUCUCAAUGACUCUAAAUAUGACAGUAUUGAUGGCACAAUUUCACCUAUCGCGUCCACGGACUUUGCUGCCGCAGUUGGCAAGCUGACUGCUGAUACGGACCCGGUCCUUAAUGAUACGCAACUCAAGGCUCUUCGAGAUCAAAUUUCGGAAGCAAAGGAGCGUGGCAUUGGGGCAAGAUAUUGGAACACUCCAGCCUUUCCUAUCCGGACGCGAAACUUGGUCUGGAGGACGCUGCUACGUGAGGGAGUCACUCUUCUCAAUGCCGAUGAUCUUGAUGCUGUGACCUCUUACUUUUGA